Messenger RNA from Nerophis lumbriciformis (worm pipefish), 1452 nucleotides. The record is from RefSeq and is a predicted model, not a curated record. NCBI's taxonomy places the organism in Eukaryota, Metazoa, Chordata, Actinopteri, Syngnathiformes, Syngnathidae.
AUGGAUAACUCUGAGGGCGGCACGUCAUCCGAGCCCGAGAGCGGAACGCCACGGCCGUCGUCCCGGCAGCCCUCCCGCUUCUCCGAGCACGGCGAGCCCGGAUUACGACGGGAAACCAAGCAGCAGCGACGACGGCAGCAACGACGGCGGCGGGGGGAUGGUCAGGAACAGCUGCUCCGGGAGACGGCACGGCAGAGGUUGCCGGGCCAACGCGAGCACUCGGAGGCGUGCGGCUCAGUGAGCGACGCAGCGGAAAGUUCGCCUAAGAGGAGAGCUCAUUUCCUUCAUGGACCCUAUCCAGCCACUAACUUCGGACCCAAAGCCUGCAUUCUGCCUAACCCCACUUCAGUCAUGCACAUCCAAGACCCGGCAAGCCAGCGCCUCACCUGGAAUAAACCUCCCGUCAAUGUCCUGGUCAUCAGGAAGAUCCGAGAUGAAAGCUUGGUAGAGCCUUUCAAAGACCUGUGUCGCUUUUUAGUGGAGGAGAAACAAAUGAUGGUGUACGUGGAACGGCGGGUGGCCGAUGACGGGACGCUGUCCAAGGAUGAGAACUUUGGCUCCAUCCGGAAUCAGCUGUGCACCUUCAGAGAGGGCUACGAUGACAUAUCGAACUGCAUCGACCUGAUCAUCUGCCUGGGCGGAGACGGCACGCUGCUCUAUGCCUCUUCUCUUUUCCAGGGAAGCGUUCCCCCCGUGAUGGCGUUCCACCUUGGUUCGCUGGGCUUCUUGACACCCUUCAAAUUUGAGUCGUACAAGACCGAAGUGGACAAAGUUUUUGAAGGAAACGCUGCCAUCACCUUGCGCAGUCGCCUGAAGGUGAAGGUGGUGAAGGAGAUGUUUGAGAGGACGGCCGCCGCGCAGCUGCAGCGGCAGGGACAAGACGGCGAACAGGAGCAUAACGGCCUUGUUCCUCACCGCUACAUCAGCAGUGAGGCGGGGAAGGUCACCUUGCAGCUCCAGGUCCUCAAUGAGGUGGUGGUUGACCGCGGACCUUCAUCCUACCUGUCCAACGUGGACUUGUACCUGGACGGCCGUCUCAUCACUUCGGUGCAAGGCGACGGCGUGAUCGUGUCCACGCCGACGGGCAGCACGGCGUACGCGGCAGCAGCAGGGGCAUCCAUGAUCCACCCCAAUGUGCCGGCCAUCAUGGUGACGCCCAUCUGCCCGCACUCGCUCUCCUUCAGGCCCAUCGUGGUGCCUGCUGGGGUGGAGCUCAUGAUCACCUUGUCCCCCGACGCCAGGAAUACGGCCUGGGUUUCAUUCGAUGGCAGGAAAAGACAAGAGAUCCAACACGGUGAUUGCAUCAAAAUCACGACAUCAUGCUUCCCCGUGCCGUCCAUCUGCUGCCACGACUUGGUGUACGACUGGUUCGAGAGCCUUGCUCAGUGUCUGCACUGGAACGUGCGCAAGCGCCAGACGCGCCUGGCCGACGCGUCCGACACGGAGAACUGA